UUGUAGCCGCUCCUCCAAUCCACAGCUGCCACAUCGUUUCCCUUCCGGGUCGAUGAGUUAGUGCACCGAAGCUCCGCCCCCUUUCUAGAUGACCGGCUUCCUUUUAACCCUGGGAAUGAAGUGUCAGGCCAAGCAGUCCAGGGUACUCUGUUCCUGUUACUUAGCGCCCUCGCAGGUCAGGAGGGAUAUUUACCACCAAAGAUCAUUCUAUUUCUGUCACAGGAAGCUAUUACAGUGCCUGAGAUAUUCACACGAGAAGGUCAGGCCCACUGAUACACUACUCCUGGGGUCCAGACGGACCCCAAACCUAAAACAAUCUGGGAAAUUCUACCUGGACUAGAAUUAUCCUUUGCAUAGUGGAACAGGAUGAGUGCCUGACAACUACCUAAAAGGAAACACAAAUCAAAUCACUAGAUCCACAUAAUAACUGAUACUAAAGCAGCGUGGGGUCCGAAUGGACCCCAGCUUACCUUUAAGAGGGUUAAACUGCAAUCCAGUGAUGGGCCGUGUUGUGAGGCGCGGUGGGGAGUGCUGUGGAGGCACAGAUGACUUAUUUAUAAUCCCCCUGGCUUGGAUCCUGUACAGUCACCUGGGAGCCAGUUAUGUUUAAGUACCAAACGUCUGGUGUCAUCCACUGCCUCAGUAACUGAAGGAUUGAGAUUAAUAUUGUCUUCCUGUCUUCGCAAAUGUCUUUUGUAUGUUUUCCUGCUCUGGCUGUAUUAAAAUGAAUGAACGAUACUGCACUGCAGGUCCCAGUUCACAGUUUCACUGCACAGCUCCGUGUUUUCUAAGGGACCAGCCUUUAGAAAAGCACAGUGUAAAGAAGCAUGGAAAAGCCCAGAGAGGUGCGAUAAAGCAUAUUAAAAACCAUGGCACACUACUGGAGACUAUGGGAAAAGCAAGGGGGAAACCUGCAAGAUGACUUUUAUAAGGGAGGUGAGCCAACUGCGUGUUCAAACGGGAGCAGGUAUAGAGUUACUAUACAGAAAUACUAAAAGAAACGUAAUCAAUUCAAUGGCAAACAUUUGCACUAGAAGCCUUUCUCAGUUCUUGGCAGUGUUUUUUGGUUGAAUUUCAGUUUAACGUUUCUUUCAGCAGUUCCUAAUUCAGCACCAUUUGCAUGAGUUACUAAAUUAAGUAUUGCUGCAGCCUGCAGACCCUCCUGCUCAAGCACUCGCAAGGGAGCAGAAAAGAGGGGGCUCAGGACUGGGACUCGGGAGCUGCUUCUACUGACAGCGUCCACACAGACACACCGCUGAUCAUCAAACUCACCCCCAUGCUAAUAACAGAGACUGAACAUUCAUGUAACCCAUGACACCAGAAGAGACGUGUGUCUGUCUCGCUGGAGGGGAAGUGAAAGUCUGAUGAAAGGGGUCGUCUGCCACUGGGACCUCAGCGCUGGUGUGUGGUCAGACUGACGCUGUCGUUUUCAGUCAGACGCGAGAAGAGGAAGGUGGGCUGGAGAGGGGGCAGGGGUCUGAACAAAUACUUUCUGAUCUCCAUCAACACUUACACUGGGGACUAAACAGAAGAAGAGACUGUCUCACUCCCUGCUCCCCUCCGUCCUGACCCACCAGCCCAGGUUUCACAAGAAUGCUUUGGCUAUUUCACCUUGCAGUUUUAAUUGUGUGUUGCAGGGCACAGCCCUCUGUUCACACCCAGCCCAAGGUCAAUGUGAUGGAGGGAUCAGCAGCGCUGCUCCCCUGCACCUUCACACUGGGACCAGGAGACAGGCUGCAGAGCAUCAAUGUGGACUGGGAGAACCCAAACAGCACGGUGAUUUUCUAUCACUAUCAUCACAACUUCAGCGUGUCGACCCAGAAAAGCGUGGUCUUCGUGGGGAACAUCUCCCAAAACAACGCCUCCAUUCUCCUGCGGGACGUCCGGUUGAUGGAUGAGGGGAACUACUUGUGCCUGGUCCGAGUUGGAAUGAAUUGGAUAAAGAAUGGCACUGAGCUCAGAGUCAGAGCUCGUGGCAGGAUGCUGGAGGUCCCUCUCAGCCCCCCUCCUCCUCCUCUCAGCCCCGCUCCUCCUCCUCUCAGCCCCGCUCCUCUCUGGCCCGCGGUGGCAGGGGGGCUGGUUUUGGUGACGGUGUUGGCACUCAGCCUGUGGAGGCUACAGCGAGCCCGACAGCAGCACACGACUCACCGAGAGGACCAGCGGAGCGUUGCUGUGGAGACGUGUCAGGACCCCAAAUUGGAAUCCCCAGGAAGAGACAAGGACACUGACUGCUACGUUACCCUCCCACGGAACCACCUGCCCAAAGACCCCCCCCCUCUCUCCUGCAGCGCCACUGAAGGCAUCUACCUCACCAUGCACACAGCGCAGUGUGUGGACGGACCACGCUCUGAGAGAGGCAGGAAGGGGAUCCCUGAGGAGUGGUGCGCCCUGGAAACACAUCCCCGAGAACAUGAACCGCAGCCUCCCAGUUCCACAGACAAAGCUCCCCUAGCCCAGCCACCCUGGGAGGACGUGUAGGGAGACGCACUUUCACAACAAACCUACCACAGCUGUGUAAAACCAGCAAAGAAACGACAAGGUCUGCAGGAACGAAACGGAGUGCUCUGACUAGUUGCAUGUAAAGCACUGUGAACAUCUCGCUAUCCCUGUGUGUAUAUAUAUAUAUAUAUAUAUUUAAACAUAAAUAUACAGUUUAACUUGA
Messenger RNA from Acipenser ruthenus (sterlet), 2662 nucleotides. RefSeq lists its product as uncharacterized. The transcript has 8 exons. The record is from RefSeq and is a predicted model, not a curated record. Bases 1594 to 2478 code for a protein of 294 amino acids. Gene Ontology annotation, cellular component: membrane. NCBI's taxonomy places the organism in Eukaryota, Metazoa, Chordata, Actinopteri, Acipenseriformes, Acipenseridae.